Molecule: messenger RNA, 1243 nt
Organism: Leptinotarsa decemlineata (Colorado potato beetle)
Lineage: Eukaryota; Metazoa; Arthropoda; Insecta; Coleoptera; Chrysomelidae
Product: MORN repeat-containing protein 5-like
Source: RefSeq, a predicted model, not a curated record
CAAUAAUGUUAAGGACGCCAAUUUCUUUAAAAUUCAUACUCCAUGGUCACAAAAUUCAAAUAACAAUCGCCACUUUCAGUACAACAGAAACAUCUAUGUUUCAAAAUUGUGCAUAUUUUUAUCAGGCAAAGAUAAAAAACAUAUUAAUCCUGCUUUGAUUGAAUAAUUUGUGUAUUGUACAGAUCCGGCAAAACACGGACUAAUUUUGGUCUUGUCAUACAGGGCAUGCAGCAUCAAUUAGAAAGAAUAGUUAAAAAUAAUUAAUAACGUUCAAAAAUAUUUCAACACCCUUUGCAUACAAAUGACAAUCACCAUCAUCAAUAGUUACAGUUUUGACACUUGAAUUUUGUUUAGCAUCAAUAUAUUUUUGAAAGAAUUGAUAUUCUGUACUGUAAUUGUUCCUAUAUCCAGCCACACAUAAAUGAAAAAACUAAAGGUCAAGAGAAGCCAACGAAAACUAACCGCAGACUGGCACAACGAGAUCCGAUCGCACAUAACUGAUGUUAUCAAGCAUCGUCUGGUUGAUACCGACAUAUUACUGCACCCCCAAGCAAGCAACCAGAAGAAGAAACCAAAAGAAACCUUCUGCACUGGAAGCACUUAUGACGGUCAGUGGGACUACCUAGGUUUUGCAGGCCAUGGCACUUACACGUUUCCACACGGGACAAAGUACGAAGGUGACUUUUGGGACGGACAGUUUCAUGGAAAUGGUACAAUCACAUACCCUGGAGGGCAACAGCUGAUUGGAACUUGGAAACAAGGAAAACUAAUGGAGUGGUCUUACAAAUUCAUAGAUGGCUUACAGUUUGGAAAAUAUCUUAAUUAUUGCCAGCUACCCGAUAGGAGAUUCCAAAUAGAAAAGGAUGCCAAACUGCAACCACCAGAAAAAGAACUACUAACCAAUUGCCAACCAACACGAGAGUUGCCCAAAAACUGCUACGAUACUGUGGACGGCUACUACAAUCCGACCACAAAACUGGUUUAUGGAUACGAUAAUCGUAUAUUGAGAGUGGUAACGGUUGAGGAAGAUAAAUAUAUCAAAGAUAAGUACAGACAUGAAACAGACAAACCAGCAACUAACAUCGAGGGCCUAUACAAAUAUUGGACUAGUGGAAGAAAAAAUGAAAUCGAGAAAUUGAAAGGAGUGAUAGAGAAAAAGGAAAUAAAAUCAGAAGACACCAUAACAGAAUCUUCCACACAGAAAAGCAUGUCCGUCUACUCGUUUCACAUAGGAACACAUUAA